CAGAAGAAGCAGUCAGUCGGAGGAGUGUCGUCAAGUGAAUUGUGUCAGGCAGGACUUGCAUGUGGAGUUGUGGACUGUGUCUUGAUUGGCGCUGUACGUUCUUCAGCGGGUCCGUGUAGCCAGGUCGCUUGGACAGGGAAGAGCCAUUGCCAAGAAAGAGGCUCGAGUGUCUGUGUUUUGACGGGACCACUUCAUCGGAACUGUGUGCUGAAAAUCGCAUCGAGUAGCAGGCACAGAACGCGUCGUCGUGACCUCGUGAACUGGUUUGAACAAGUUCGAUCCUGUCUUGUGCAUGCAAAGGGCACCCGCGAGUGGUUCGUCGGUGGACGUGAGAAGGAAAAAUUCUUGCACGAUUUGACCUAGCAGCGCCGCGGUGAAAAGUGCAUGAAAAUGAAAAAUCGAUAAAAUUUUAUUGCACCGAAAACACACACACCGUCACACUUACGCACAUACACACAGCAGAGGCAGUCAGUUUGCGUCUUUGUUGUUGUUUUAGUUCGGGACGAAGAAGGUGUCCAGGUUCAGGUGACCGUAGGCUAGCGUAGAUUACCGGUUGUGUUCCGUAGGACUUUAAUCCUUGGUUCGGUUUUCUUUGUUCGGCCUAUACCUUGUGUCGAGUCUUCCGAGAGUCUCUUUAGUCACGUCCUGUGCGCGUGGGUGUGUGUUUUGACGGCGGCAGUGUGUGAUUGUGAUAACGCAUUGAUAGUAGAGGAAGAAUCGGGAGUACCGCCGGUGCUAUAGGGGGUGGUAGUGGAGGUGGGAGCAAAAACAAUCCAGUCUACCUUAGCAGCAGUAACUAUGCUCAAGUAUCUAACGCACAAACUUCGCACACAAUCAAUCAACGAUGAACAUCCAGUCAACAACGAGAAGAUUGACGGUCACGACUCGGGCACGGAGUCCGACGGAGACCUGGACCAGGAGGAUGAUUUGAUCCAGGAGCACGACAUGGAGCUGAGUCUGAGCUCCCGGCAGGACACAGCCUCGCCCACGGACACGGCCUGUUCGUCGGAAUCGCCGGCCUUCCUGGGGCCGGUCUCGCACCUGCUGGCGUACGACCAGAACAGUUCCGAGGAGGAGCUGGAGGUGAUCAACGGUGGUGCUGCCUCGGUAGUGGACAGUGAAACCGAUGGCGAUGGAGGAGGUGGUGGCGGCGGCGGCGGAGGAGGAAGCGGUGGCGGUAGCGUGAUUGGCCUGGACUGUGCCGGUGGCGUUAGCGUCACCGGAAGUAGUGAAAGUGUACACCGUGCGGGCGGUUUGCUGAUGUCACUGGCCGACGUCGGCGGGUUCCAGAACGUGUGCGACGACGAGCUGGACGACUGUGCGGAGGAACUGUGCCUAGCGACGUCUUCGGCGGCAUCGGCAGCCGGGCGGUUGAGGCCACUGACGGUUACACCGACGCAGCUGGCAGCGGCUGGCGCGGCGCCCAAGCGGUGUAGUUCGAACAAUUUGCUGGAGAAGCGCAAACGUUCGCUGGCGCACAGUUCGGAUGAUGAGGUCCGCCAUCUGCUGGAGAAUCAGCACCAACAGCACUACCACCAGCCACACCAUCACCAGCACCACCACCCACACCAGCCGCCCCAGCUGAUGUCGGCCCCGGUGAACUUUCGCACGUCGCCACCCCUGGAAGCGUUGAAGCCCCAUCGCGGCCACAUCAUCCAGCGCUCGACGACGCCGCUCAUCCUGACGGACAGUGGCCGCGGCCUCGAGCACAUCCGGAUAUCGUCGUCCUCGUCAAUUUCAUCGACGACCUCAUCGCUAUCGUCCCUGGGUGGUGGCGGCGGCGGCGGCGGUGGGGCCAUGUACGGAGUCCUCGGCGGAGGCCUGCCCACCUGUGAUAGCCCAGCGACAGUCAACAGCAGCCAUCAUCACCAGCAGCACCAUCAACAGCAUCAUCAAACUAGUAACAAUCUAGCACUGUUAAGUACAACAAGCGGCAUGGGCCAGGACAUGGCCGUAGCAACCAAUAGCGCGAUGGAGAUCAGCCGGUCCGUUAGUCCGCCGGCCAAGGUGUUCCACUGUGCGGUUUCACCGCGGCGGAGACAGCCCUCGCGGCAGCAGCGGCUACAGCGGCCGCACAGGCCCUGUUUAGAUUUCGAUAAGAUGCAGCAACUCAAGGCGCGCUCGGUGACCACCUGGCGACACAGUAACGAACACUCGGGCGAGCUGUCCGUCUUUUGUUGGUGAUGAUGAGCGACCGGCUCAAAACGACGGAAGUCGUCCUGCUGCUGCUGCUGCUGCUGCUUCGGCAACACCACCAACGACGACGACGACGACCGCACCGUUUGGCGGCCACGCGUAAUGAUCAACAACAAAAACAAAGCUCUAUUUUAUUAUCUCAACAACAACCGUUUCAAAAUCAUUACAACCGUACUACUAUUAAUUUGUUUUUACACGAAAUCUUUGCUGUUGACGAGACGUUUUGUUUGUACUCCCAAUAAUGAAAAACAUAUCCCAGUUUAUGUUUGGGCCGAGUAGAGCAAGAAGGGCGCGCGGUGUAGGCACCACGAUACGAUAGGAGUUUAGAAACAGAAAUCUGAUUUUUUUUUGUGAAGAACGAGACGCACAGCUUUGUUGUGCCAACAUUGCUGGAUCUGAUCCAGUGCCGUGAACUACUUGAAUUGCAGGUUGCGUUGGAAGCAAGCGAGAUAAAGGAAAAUAAGGGAUUUGGUUGCAAUUUUCGUGCGCGUACGAAGCGAACCUUGUUAUUGAUGUGUGAGAAAGUUACACGCGAGUUCUAUUAGUUAUUUUAUUACUUAUUACCUUUCAAAGCAAUUUUGUGAUUUUAAUAUUUAGUAGUGUUCUUAAGUUCAUCCUUGGUCUCUUACAAUGAUACAAUACACAUUAAUAGAUACAGCUAACGAAUGAAAACGAGGUGGGAGACAGCGAAAACGUACAAUUAAUUUUAAAAAUCGAGUUGGUAAACGACAUCUAAAAGUGAGCAAAUUGUGAGAAAAAGUGCAGUGAGGCCCUCGAACGAAUAUCUUCUAAAUGGAAAAGGUCAAAACUCAGAGUGAAAAGUCAAGAGCGAUUGCUUUUUUUUGAAAAUCGUCCUCGAAUUGCAAUCGCUGCUAGUUUAAGUUGUAGCUCUAUCUCUCAGGGAUUUAAACGUGCUUAUUCAGGCAUGAGCUCGGUUCAACCGAUACUCUUAUACAAGCCGCGAGGAUCGAUUUCGUUCGGUGUUCAAGGGUUUGCAGACAAGCUCAUAGUUGGACUUGGCGUGAGAUUUAAUUCCGUAAAAGCAACGCAAAAUUCUCAACAAUGUCCAGAACUCACGUCAAAUCCAAGACUUACGCGAUAUUUUGCAGCCGAAGCAAUCUAAAACAAGCGGCUAGGGCUCGAGGAUGGUGAAGAAGCAACAAUGUUACACUUAACAACCGUAUUCUGCCACUAAUGUACAAGCACACUCACAUUAACAACAAAAUAGUAACAACAAAAAUAACUGCCGUAAUAUCCAUUCUGUCAUUAACUGAACCAUUUAACCAAUUAGAACGACGAUGGUCGAAUAUGUGAUGGUAAAUUUUGAGCAUAAUUUUCAAAUCAACUCGGCAUGACGAAUAACACGUUGUUCGAUUAAUGACAGAAGCAAUAAGGUGUAUUAAAAACUAAGAUCUAGAAUACACGCGAAGAACUAAUAUUUCGAGAUCAAAUGGAUCUGUACAGUAAAGGUCAACAUAAUUUGUGAGUUAAUCUCUUUGAUAAAAAAAUGGCGAUUGAUUGCAAUCUGGAUAAUCUUUCCAUUGAAACAUCCAUUGCUGCAGAGCUCCAUUUGAAUUGGCAAUAUCGCAGACAUACACUAUCGACUCGAUUUAAACCCGUAAACUACAGAAUAAACGUUUCUAGACAUUUGAACACGCAAAACAAAACGACAAACAAUAAACAAUUAUUAUAAUUGCAGUAUAUUUUACCGAAUUACAAAUUAAAAAUUUAAACACGCAAAUCAUAGCCGACAGUAGCCAUAAACAAUUUACCAUAAGUCUUUGGAUCGCGUAACAGUCAGAAUGUCAAGUAAAACAUAAAGUGUCCAUCUUUGAUUAACUAGAGCACGUGCGAGCAGAUCUUACUAGGUGUGAUUAACAAUUUAUUAUAAAUACGAGAUACAACCAACAUCACCAUUUCUAAGCUGUUUGAUUUGCCACUCAGUUCUCUACCACGAAAAGAAAGAAGCAUUCGUUUUUGCCAUCAUUCAGAGGAAACCUCCCACUCCAAAGCUGUUAUCUCCGGGGGUCUUCCGUGCGCUCCAGGGAACCUUUGCUUGGAACCCCCUUCCACACGCGAAACUUUGAGGGGCUGUGAUAUUUUGGGCCAACGGACCAACCCGGGGUUGUCUGUGAUUAUUAGCGGCUUUGGAGGGGAACUUCCACGACAUCCUCCUCUCCCAACACCACCACGUGUGAGUUUUUCUCCUCCCAAAUUAUUAUGUUCAAAGGUUGAUGAAAACAUGUAUAAAAAUUAAAAGCUCAAACUUGACAAAGGUUUAGCUAACCGAGCUGGCGCAGAUAAAGAGAGAGCGUGGGCGAAAUAAAAGACUAAACGAUUUUUUAAUUCUUAAGAACUACUCGAUGAAGAGACGAUUGAUUGUGGUUCAGCGAAGGAGAACACACGUACACAUACAUUUACAAAUAAAAUCAUGAUUUUUUAAAAUAAACCACAACGGCGACAAGGAUUAACAUUUUCGAUAUUCACACUGAAUAAAUCAACAAGUAGAUGGCUUAAUCUUGAUGGCGAAGAGAGGACGAACCAGGAAGAGCAGCGACAUUCUUGAUAGUAAACUAAGGAGAAACGAUUGCUUUUAGUAUUGGAAACUAUGAUAAACACACAAAUUAUUAAUAUUGUACUAGUAGAGAACCCGACAUAAAAUCUAAGAAUAAAAUCUACACACAACAACAAAACAAUUUUCUGUGGAACAAAUCAAAUAAUGAUUAGCGAGAGGGACAAGGUCGACGACGUAAAAAAAGCCUGACACACAAACAUACACACUGACACAAACAAACCAACUCACAUGAAACUAAAGAAAACUUUGAUGUUGUCUCAAUUGAAAUUGGAUUACGAGAAAUCUUCAAAAAUGAAGUAAAAGAGAAAAACAAAAAUCUUAAUAAGACAUUGCAAAUCACACAAACUCAAACACACACCCCUACAACACACACAAAACGAUUGAAAAUCAUUGGAUUGUGAGAAUUGAUGGAUCUUAACACAGUGUACCGAACAUGUCACGUCACGGAGAGCAGGUGGGAAAUAGAAAUGAGAGUGGUGACGAGGAUAAAAAUCAUAUGAUGAACUUUGACAUGAAUGAACUUUGUAGCAAGCAUAAUGAUGAUAUUUUUUACGUUAACUUUUGUUUUCAUUCAUUAGAUACAAGAAAAAACAAAAAAUGAAUUAUUAUUGAUUAAACCAAUUGAAAAUAAAAAAAAAUACAAA
This is a messenger RNA of Culex quinquefasciatus (southern house mosquito), 5415 nucleotides long. RefSeq names its product one cut domain family member 2 (gene Reph). The coding region runs from base 799 to 2184 and encodes 461 amino acids. The transcript has 6 exons. Lineage: Eukaryota; Metazoa; Arthropoda; Insecta; Diptera; Culicidae. The record is from RefSeq and is a predicted model, not a curated record.